AUGUCCCAUUUCAGCCUGAUCCCUUUAAUGCUCUGUGUGCUGCUAGCCCUCUUCUCAUGGUCCCAUUGGGGUGCUGAUUCUUUUGGGCUCAGUCACUGUAUCCUUCCCCCUACCAGACCGGGCUUUGCUCUCUGUACUGGCCGUGCCAUCUCCAACCUGAGUUCUGCCACCUCCCACCUGCCCAACUCCACGCAAUGGCUCAAUGCCUCCCACAACGAUGUGAAGCAUCUGACGUCUACGGCCUUUCUCCAACUUUCUCAAUUGUUGGAACUUUAUCUGGACCACAACUACAUAUCUGACAUUGAGUCUAAUGCCUUUCAAAAUCUGGGGAAGCUUGAGGUGCUUGAUUUGAGUUGGAACCAGCUGGCGUCUGUGGGGCCAUACAUGUUGGCCAAACUGAGCAGUCUUCGUGAGCUGCGUUUGGGUCACAACAAAAUUGCCAUGUUACAUCCCACCUGCCUCAUGUUCCAGAUGGCUCUCCAGGAACUUUAUCUUCCCUCUAACCAUCUCUCGAGUCUCCAAGAAGUGGCAACUGCCGUGAAAGGCUUGCUCAACCUCACUUACAUGGAUUUAGGUUUCAAUCAGAUCUCCACCCCAUGUAUGGGGCCUAGCAGGGUCACUUUCCCCAUCCUGAGAAACCUCAGCUUAAACAGCAACAACAUUUCCAGGCUGGACCUGUCAAAUUGCUCUUUUCCUAAAUUGCAACAACUGAACCUAACCCUUAACAACAUGUCACACGCGAAGGCUGAGUCAUUUCAAGCCACUCCUGUUUUGGUGGACUUGUCUUUGGAUAUAAACCCCCUAAACAUCUCUCAGCUUAUCAAUGUAUCUCUUCCUAACUUGACCAUGUUGCAUUUGUCCAGUAUGAAUCCAACAUUUAACAACACGGUGUCAACAGCUUGCUCUGUCUUCCAAAGUCUUCCGUCUUUAACCUCUUUGGACAUCAAGCAUUCCCAGAUGAAUUACUCCCAGCUGAGACAGUUGGGUUCCUGCACUAAUCUCACAUGGUUGGAUCUGUCUACCACAGGGUACAGGUACCUCAAUAAUGGAGCCUUCAGCACAUUUAACAACCUGGAGUUCCUCUCCCUGGACAAAUGCAAGGUGCUGCGUCUCAGUUCUAGUGCCUGGGGGAAGAACAUGCAAAUACGUACACUGAUCCUGAGGAGAAAUUCUAUUGGCCAAUUGGAGCAUUAUGUCUUUUCACAUUUGACAAAGUUGAAUUAUCUUGAUCUGUCAAAAAACCGCCUGACGAAUCUCGAGCAGCUAUCCUUUUACGGCAUGGAAGCGUUGAGGACACUCAUCCUACAGGGCUGCCAGAUUACGGCUGUAACCCGUGACACCUUCCAUUAUGCUCGCAAAAUGGAGUUCUUGGACUUGAGGGAUAAUAGCAUCCGAUUACUCAAGGAUCAAGCCUUCGUGCUGAAGCAUGUGAAGAUUCUCUUGCUUUCAAGAAACCGAAUCCUCACCAUUAAAACACAUGCUUUUGAUGAUCUCCACUCCAUGAGCUACCUCUCCCUGGAUCAUAACUUACUUUACAAGUUGUCUCACAGAAUCUUUGCACGCCUCAAAAAAUUGGAAACCUUGGACCUCAGUCACAACUGUCUCUUUACCUACAACAAAUAUGAUUAUUCAAGCCCCUUUGUUGACCUCCAGUCCCUUCGCAAGCUGGACCUUGGUUCUCAGGUUCCUAGAAAACCGAUUUGUCCCCCGGACAAACUUUUCCAUGGCCUGGGAAGUCUACAGUACCUCUCCUUGAAAGGCAACCCCAGUAUCUUGUUCCACAACCUCUCCUUUGUUAACCUGACUAGCCUGGAGUCCCUAGACCUCUCUGAAAUUGUUUCAGAUAAGAAUGACUCUUGGAAACUCCGUCCAGAUUUCUUCCAAGGGCUACAUAACCUAAGUCAACUUUGGAUAGAAAAUAGUGCCAUUAGGGACCUGCCCGAACAAGUCUUUUCUGAUUUGGCAUCUCUGGAGCAGCUCUCCCUGAGCAAGAAUAAUCUGAGGAACGUUAGCAAAAAGCUGCUUGGUGGACUCUCCUCCCUGAAGUAUUUGGAUGUCUCUGAUAAUUCCCUGACAUGCGCUUGUGAUAACGCAUGGUUCCAAAACUGGUCUGUAUCUGAACCAAAUAUCCAAGUGGCCUUCUUGGACUCCUAUCACUGCUUUGGCCCUGGGGUCAUUGAUCGUCUCUUUGUUGAUGAAGACAUGUCCUUCUGCUUUGAGAAUUGGGAAAUAUACUUCUUUGCUGUCACUACAGUGAUCACUCUGUUGUUCCUGCUUAUAAAUUUGGUUUAUGCCAAGUUUGGUUGGACCCUUAGGCAUGCUUACUACUUGCUGAGGGGCUGGGGCUAUGGUCAACUGCACCAGAAAGGACAAGACUACCAAUAUGAUGCCUACAUUUCUUGUUGCAGUCAGGACUAUGAAUGGGUAAUGAAGAAUGUUCUGGAAAAGCUGGAAAAGGAAGGAGAGCCCUACUUCCGGCUCUGUUUUGGGCCUAGAGAUUUUGCCCCCGGAGAAUAUUACAUAGACAAUGUGCAGAAUGGAAUAAGUCAAAGCUGCAAGACCUUAUGCCUGGUGAACAACAAUUACCUGGAGGAUGAGUGGUGUUCAUUGGAAAUCCAACUUGCUUGUUCUAAGAUCUACUACCACGGACAGGAUCCUUUGGUUGUAGUAUUUAUGGAGGAAAUCCCCAACUACAGGUUGUCUCCCUAUCAUCGACUGAGGAAAUUAAUUAAGCAAGACAGCUACCUCACAUGGCCUGAGGACCCUGAGGCUGAAGCUGUGUUCUGGACCAGAUUGCGUGAGGCCUUGGACAAUGGAGAACAAAAAGAAGAAGUCUUGCGAUUCAAUGUAAUUGAAUAACUGAUGGUGGGAAGGAACCUUAUUGGUACUGGCUGACCUAGAACAACAUGAACUAAAUGCGAUGGCAGAUGCCACAAUUGAUACCACCAGUUCUGAAUGCCACAAUAUUUUUCAAGUCUGGAUGCCUCAUUUUUUUUAAAACUAUGCUGCAUGAACGUUGCUGUGGAACAGUGACUUGUGGGGCUCACAUGGAUUGUCACAGAUGAUCUUUUGUUGUCUUCUAGAGAACAAAUUAUAGACAAGAACAAAUUAUAAAAAUAUGGAAUCUAGUAAGCUGGUGCUGAAUAGGUAGUGCCUUAAAAUUCACCAAGAAGAAUUAGAGACGAAUCAAGAU
Elgaria multicarinata webbii is the source of this 3193-nucleotide messenger RNA. Its product is annotated as toll-like receptor 13. NCBI's taxonomy places the organism in Eukaryota, Metazoa, Chordata, Lepidosauria, Squamata, Anguidae. Gene Ontology annotation, biological process: immune response; inflammatory response; toll-like receptor signaling pathway. The record is from RefSeq and is a predicted model, not a curated record. Gene Ontology annotation, cellular component: plasma membrane. The transcript is spliced from 2 exons. Bases 1 to 2859 code for a protein of 952 amino acids. Gene Ontology annotation, molecular function: protein binding; transmembrane signaling receptor activity.